Molecule: messenger RNA, 2484 nt
Organism: Penicillium riverlandense
Lineage: Eukaryota; Fungi; Ascomycota; Eurotiomycetes; Eurotiales; Aspergillaceae
Product: nitrogen permease regulator 3 family protein
Exons: 1
Coding region: 1-2484 (827 amino acids)
Biological process (GO): TORC1 signaling; positive regulation of autophagy; cellular response to amino acid starvation
Cellular component (GO): GATOR1 complex
Source: RefSeq, a predicted model, not a curated record
AUGUCGUCCAUCGCCCGGCCACCAGACCCGUGCUUGGUGGCCAUCAUCCUGAUUGUGCGCUCGCGCACUGGUCCCCGUCUGGUCUUCCACUACCCCCCGAACCCGCUGAGCGAGAAUCGCCUGAAAACCACCACCAAGGGCGGCCGGCGCGCGCGCCACAAACAGGGAGCCAAGAACACCGACUCCAGCUCGAGUGACGAGAGCGGCUUCAGCUCCGACGAGGAUGAGGAGGAGAGAGAAAGCCAUCUGGGUGGGAGCUCCGUGUUGGGCGGGCGGCGGGCGAGCAACUUCGGUCUGGACGACCACGCGUCCGCCACGGUGUCGCCCGCGGGCGUGGAACCGCAGCGCCCCGGAUCACUAGGGUCCGGUAGGGGCUCUUCUAUGCGGAAACGCGCCAGUGCAAACUCCGACCAGGAAGAUGAUCCGGGGGCGGUAUCUGACCGACCAGAUGAUGGACCUGGGGGCUCGUCGCGCCGACUCUGGGAGUCUCUUUUGGGGCUCCCAGGGAACGUGUGGGAGAAACUUCUCAGUCCGUCUCGGUCAUGGCAUAAGCGGCGAUUCGAGGUCGGAAUCAAUGACCUGGCCCUGAUGGGAUGGCCGGUCUUCGUGCGCGAGGAUGGUACCUGGCGGAAACAGAAACGGAAGAAGAAAAAGAAGCCCUCCGCUGAAUGGGAUGGCGGCGAACUGGGUCAUAAUGAGGAUUCCGAGGGGGCCCCCGGCGUAGAGAAGGGCAUUGGAUCCCCUGCUUUGGGAGCCACUGCGGCCCCCAGCGCGGCUGCAUCCUCAGAGGCCAAGCGCACCUCAUCUGCCAGCAAGACUGGGAAGCCAUCAGAGGGCACUGUCGACCCAGAGGACAAAGACUCCAUGACAAUGUUCAAUGUGGUGUUUGUCAUGGAUCCUCCGUUGCUGGAGUAUUCCAUGCGCGUCAAGGAAAUCUACGAAAACAUCAUCAAGAAAUUUGCCAAAGCUUUGAAGUGGGAGCAGGCUCGCACUGAUUAUGUGUGGAAGGAAUCCCAGCACAUCCUACAAGUGAGGCGAAAAGCCCGGGAAACAAGUAAGCCUCUGUCUUGGAGUUGGUAUUACAUGAGCGAGCUGACGGUCCUCGUAGAAACAUCUGUCAACAGUCUCUAUUAUGAUCUCAUCGCUCAGUCUUCGCUGGCGAGGGCUAUCUACACCGUCUAUAGCAGUAUCUCAGCCUCAAAGAUUGCGUCUGUCUCCCUGAGCCCCGAUGUCUCCAUCUCGCUACAGAUCCCGCCUCUGACUUCCACGCCAUAUCUCGCGGGCCCGACAGACCAAGCCUAUCCGGGGCUAUGGCUGACCACCGCAGACAACGUGACACCCGUUGAUGACCCAGGUGCGGCGGAUGGGAACAGUGCACCGCACCAGGUCCUGGCCAAGCACUUUGCUCUGCUCUUCUUGGACAGCGAAGCGGCCAUUAUCAAAGAUGUCGAAACUUCCGGCGGUGCAAUGGCUCCUGCACUGGCCCACUACAUCCGUUGCUCCAAGCCCACCAAGUCAUUUGCCCAAAUCUCCGCAUCGUCGGGGAUUUCGCUCACCACUAUUCAGAUGCUGGCCAGUCACCUUGUCUACUGGCGACGUGCUCGUGCCAUCCCUCCUAUCCAUCAGCGAGACACAUACAUCGUAUCCCCGAAUUGCGACUUGAGCAAGCUCGAGGCCGCCACGGUCGCCUACCAAGCGGCCUUUCCGACACUUCCCACCCUACCAAAGAUGCUGGCUAUGCUCAGCGGAACCCCCCGGCCCUACAGUACCCUCAUUCCCAGCAAAGACCACAAAGACGCCUACUUUGCCAUUCUCGCCUGGCUCCUCCGCGGCGGAUGGGUGACACAGCUGCGAACCUUUGCCUGGAUCAAGGUCUCCCCCGAGAUCAAACGAGCAGUCGAGAGCGCCCUCCGCAAAGAAGAAGUGGACCGAUACCUCGCCAAAGGCAGCGCAAACUCGCUCUCCACAACGGACGGCCAAAAUGACUCUGAUGAUGACGAUGACGCCAACUCCUCCUCUUCUUCCUCUCUCGCAAGCCACGGCAGCGGAGACAACACGCCCAUGCCCGGCCGAUACGAUGCGCGCGCCCGGCUCCGCACGUCGCACAAACUGUUGGAUCGAUCAACCGCGCUCCGCCUGUCCUCCUUGAUCUUAUCCCCGCAUCGCGCAUCCCCGCUCGAGUCUCGCUGGCUCGACGAAAUUGUGUCCAGAUUCCCCGACCGGGCCGGCGGCCCCGGGGAGGGACUCAUGAGCAUCAGCCCGGAACUCGCACCGAAGGAUCUUCAGACUUUACUGCGGACGUAUUGGCCCAUCUUUCUCAAGUACUUGAAUGGGUAUGAUGCUCUGGAGAAGAUCCCUGUGCGCGAGAAUCUGAAGCGCAAGCUUGUGUGGCAGGUCCUCUUGCGUUUGGGGCUGAGUGGCACGUCCGGGCCUGGUGAGCUUGACGCGAGGGAGCAGGUGCUUGUCAGUGUUCGACACUGGUAG